AUGCUUCAUGUGCUCAAAUUCGUUCUUCACGAUCCGAAACUUAUCAUGGUGAGUUCAGCGCGGGUGAGCAUGGACAGGUCACCCAGUUGGUACAAUAUGAUGCCGGACUGCACGCACAUGCGUACGCGAACUUGCCGCGAAACAAUUCCGACAUUUCUUGGCCGCAAGCCGGUUACUUUCGCUUUACCGUCCCAAUCUGACAAACUAGAUCAUCAAGAAAGCUGUGACCUGGACUACACUUACAAGGUCAACAUUUGCCAUAUUGACGGCUCACGGAAUGAGGUGGUUGACGCAUUUUCCAGACCCUUAAUCACUCCUCUACAGCUCACUCCCGGAAUCGACCUCGCUGAGAUGGCUGGUGAACCACGUCGUGUUAGUUCACCCUAUGACAAGGAUGCUUUCGAACUCGAACUCCAGGACUUUCUUCUGCCUACUGAAGACGGCUGCAUAUUUUGGGAAGUCGCCACCGUCCAUUUGUGUCGCCACCUCUUAGCCACGAGGUCUUCUCUUCUUUGA
Molecule: messenger RNA, 516 nt
Organism: Dibothriocephalus latus
Lineage: Eukaryota; Metazoa; Platyhelminthes; Cestoda; Diphyllobothriidea; Diphyllobothriidae
Source: the annotation of a GenBank genome assembly